This is a messenger RNA of Mauremys mutica (yellowpond turtle), 5311 nucleotides long. RefSeq names its product von Willebrand factor A domain-containing protein 5A-like. Bases 86 to 2488 code for a protein of 800 amino acids. The record is from RefSeq and is a predicted model, not a curated record. The transcript has 18 exons. NCBI's taxonomy places the organism in Eukaryota, Metazoa, Chordata, Testudines, Geoemydidae.
UCGCACGGAUACUUUCCCAUCCAGCCUGACUCAAGGCUUCGCUGCUCAGAGACCGAGAGAGAAGAUCCUUGACCCUGGAGCCGAGAUGGAGCUGGUGAGGAGGCUGCAGCUCCGCAAGGAGCCGGUGCCCCUGCGCAGCAGCUCGGUGUCGGUGUUGAUCCGAGGCUUUGUGGCUGACGUGGGCUGCGAGCUGCUCUACAGGAACGAGGAGCCGGGGCCCCUGGAGGUCGUGUUCAAGUUCCCCGUGGACGCCGAGGCAGCUGUCUACGCCUUCGAGGCCCGGCUGGGGGGGGGGGCCUGCAUCCAGGCCCAGCUCCAUGAGAAGAAACAGGCGCAGGAGCUGUACGGGGACACUCUGGCCGGGGGGCAGAGCUCGUUCCUGUUGCAGCAGGAGGGGGCCGGGGGCGACGUCUUCAGCUGCUCCCUGGGGAAUCUGCCCCCCGGGGAGGAGGCGGUGCUGACCCUGCGCUAUGUCUGCGAGCCGCCGCUGGAGCCUGACGGGGCUGCCCGCUACGUGCUGCCGACCGUGCUGCGUCCCCGCUACACGCCCCACGGGUGGCAUGGGGAGGAUGUCACCCAGGGGGUCCCGCGGGUCCCCCAGCGGGAGCUGCCCUACACCCUGAGCCUGAGCGCCACGCUGCAGUCGCCCCACAGCAUCAACCGCGUGCUCUCCAACUGCCCCCUCACUCCCUUGAGCUAUACGGCCGGGAACCGAACCACUGCCCAGGUGUCACUGGCCCAGGCCCCCCCGUGGGACCGGGAUGUGGAGCUGCUGGUGUAUUAUGCGGAGCCAUACAAACCCAGCGCGGUGCUGGAGGCCGGACUGCCUGGAGCCAAGCCAGGCUCCCUGAUGGGCGACCCGGCCGUGAUGGUGACCCUGCUGCCCAGCGUGCCCGAGGCUGUGCUGGCCCAGAGCCGGGCCGGGGAGUUCAUCCUCCUGCUGGACCGCUCCAGCAGCAUGACAUGCCUCAUGGACAGCAGAGACCUCUUCCCCCAACGCAUCGACAGCGCCAAGGAGUCCCUGAUCCUGCUGUUGAAGAGUUUGCCCCUGGGCUGUUAUUUCAACGUCUAUGGCUUUGGGACUGAGUUUGAGUCCUUCUACCCGCAGAGCGUGGAAUAUACCCAGCAGACCAUGGCCGAGUCCCUGCAGCGCAUCCAGCUGCUCCAGGCUGACCUGGGGGGCACCAGAAUCUUGGAGCCACUACGAGCCAUUUACCGCAGCCCCUGCCGGGACGGGCACCCACGCCAGCUGUUUGUGUUUACGGAUGGGGAGGUAGAGAACACCCAGGAUGUCAUCACAGAGGUGUGGCGUAACCGGGGGACCCACAGGUGCUUCUCCUUCGGCAUCGGGGACGGGGUUUCCACAGCUCUGAUCAAAGGCAUCGCCCGGGCAGCAGGGGGCAGCGCCGAGUUCAUCACCGGCCAGGACCGCAUGCAGCCCAAGGUGCUGCAGUCUCUGAAGCGGGCCCUGCUGCCGGCGGUGACCGGGAUCUCACUGAGCUGGGAUCUGCCCCCUGGGAUGCAGGCACAGCUGCUGCACCGGUGCCCCGAGGUGAUCUUCCCUGGGCAGCGGUGCCUUGUCUAUGCUCAGCUCCGUGGGCAGCCACAGCCCCCAGACAUUCCCAUGGGGGGCGUCACCCUGCAGUAUGGCAUCCAGGACCAGACCUACAAGGAGACACUGCAGUUCUCCCUGCAGCCACAGGAUGGAGACAGGCACAGGCUGCCUGUUCACCGGCUGGCAGCCAAGUCGCUGCUGCUGGAGCUGGAGGGGGCCGUGGGCGCUGGGUCGGAGGGGGCCCAGCACCGGGCACUGGAGGCCAGUCUGAGCUCGGGGGUUAUCUGCUCCCUCACGGCCUACGUAGGGGUGGACACGCAGCGGGGACAGCCGGUGCAGGGGCCACUGGUGAGACAGGACGUCCCACUGACAGAUUUCAUCAGGGAAUAUGUGGAGAUGAGAGACUGCAUCUCGAUAAGGGAGAUCCAAAUAGACCGUGUCUGUGAGCGUCCAGCGAGCAGAGCGCGCCUAGACGAACCGAACUACCGCAGCGUCUUCGGGGGCCUGUCCCGUGACUUGUGGCAGUGGUACUCACGUGCUGCACGCAAGUGCCUGCAGCUCUCGAAGUCCAGCACCAGCCAUCUCCCUCAGCGGAUGCCGGAGGAGUCUCCCUUGCUGAGGCUGGUGUCUCUGCAAAAUGCCGAUGGCUCGUGGGACCUGGACCCCCGACUGGCUGCCGUGCUGGGGGUGAGCGAGACCGAUGCCAGAAAGAGGAUACCUAGUGAGGACGUGACUCCCAGUAUCUGGGCCACGGUGCUAGCCGUGGUCUGGCUGCACGACCGGGCCGUGGGGCAGCGCGACGAAUGGGAGCUGCUGGAGGCCAAGGCUGUGGGUUGGGUGCGGGACCGAGCAGGGGCCAGGCUAAGCGAGUGCCUGAAAGCCGCCAACACCCUGCUGGGCUGCAGUGUUGGCCCUGCUGUCUUCGGGCUCUGAGCCCCCCUGGGAUCCCCAUACCUGCUCCCCAAACUACCCUGGGCAUUCAACUGGGAGCCCCAAGAGCCAACAGGGGGUGCAGAGGUGGCUGCGCUGACCUCACCCUGCAUGAACCAUCCAGUGUAAACCUAGUCCCAUCUCUGCGGAGUUCAGCUAUUGCGCAGACAGACAGACCAACAGGAUCUUUGCUUGUCCAAACGCGACCUCAUUUUGUCAUAAUGGCAGAUUUCUCUUCGAUGGACAAUCCUGAACGCAAACAGGAGUGCAGUGAUUCGCGUAGUUCUUCAUUUCCUCUCUGUCUAGGUCCGGACUAGAGCUGGUUAGACAUUUUCCAGCUGAACAGUGUUGUGUUGGCAAAUGCGAUUCCAUGGUGAAGGCUGAAAGGUGGAAACAGGCAGCAGAUGGAGGAAGCUUGUCCCAUGCUGCAUGUUGUGAAUCUGUCCCCAGUCACCAGCUGCUGAAUUCUCUACCACAGGAAGAAGUGCUUAAAACCUGACCAUCCAUCUUGACGGUUAAUGCUCAUGCUGUGUCCAUCCUGGGCAGCACGGGGCCCUUCUCAGGACAUCCUGGGACUCAAGCAAACGAAGAAAAACAUCAGCUGGUUAAUUUCCUGGAAAGAAAGUGCUAUUUUUGUCAAGAAACUGCAGGAGCAUAAGGAAGAAGCAAACAGUUUUCCCACUUCAUGUUAACCAGCCCUGACCCACUUUGAACAGCUUUCACCAUAUGACUCUGUGCUGGGUCACAUCCCUAUUUCAGCCUUUCCGUGUCUGAGAAGGCAACUCAAGAAAUUCAAUUUACAGCACCUGGAGUCCAAUCACAGCUACCUGCUCCGCAUGGUGCAGAGACUCUGGGGAAGGAUUAAGAUACCAGGUAAUUGUUUUAAUUGCCUUCAGCCCUGAAGGAAUGCCGCCCUGGGACUGAGAUUUCCCCAAAGGCCAGAUGGAAUUUGGAGAUCCUAAUUCUCACUUCCCGCUGUGAAUAGUGGAACUUCGAUACCAGCGGUGACAUCCUGGUCCCAUUGAAAUCAAAGGGCGUUUUGUCUUCUACUUCAACGGGCACAGAAUUUCAGCCCAUAUUACUGGGCUUUUGCAAAUUAAACCCUGUGGCUGGGAUUUUGGAAGAAGUGGUUGAGGCACCCAGUUCCAGGGGGUUUGGCCUCUCUGAAAAUCCCAACCUAUUAUCCUUUCCAAACCCAAUGAAGUCAAAGGAAAGGUUCUUUCAGAGAGAGCUGGGGAACCAGCUCCCAUUGGAAACUCCAGCCGGAGUGAGUCUUUUCAAUGGUCUUCAGAUCAGCUCCGUUGGUAGAAGCUGAUUGCCUAGCUCCCUUUGGCGCCUUUGGAUAGUCCAGCUGACUCCAGUGGACUUUGAAGCAGGCCCAGUAUGUAUACCUGAGCCUUUAGCUAGAUAGAUAGAAAAUCCCCACACACAAAAUAAAAUCAUACGACCGUCUGUACUCUCACGUAUGUGGCCAUAAAUGGCCUCACGUACUGUAGCACACCCAGUAAUGUAUGAACCCUCCAGCCUGUAAUGCCUUGUCCGUGCCCAUCCGUUCCCAUCUAGUCCUGGGUCCUAGGUCCUCUUCUUGGCUCUGGCUGGGCUUUGCAUGCUGGGGACUGGAGUAGGGGACUGGCCCAUGGCAUUCCCGGGUUCUCUUUUGGUUCCUGGAGGCAAAUGUGGCCUAGUGAGUCGAGCAGGGGGGUCUGGGACUCAGGACUCCUGGCUUCUCCUGUGGGAAAAGCGUCACAAAGAAAAGACAAUUAACAGAUGUAAACACACUGAGCAUAGCAGGAGUCACCCAUCAGUCUUACGGGGCCCCAGCAGGUCAGAGUCUUUCCAAUCCUUCCACCAGCCCAGAAGGUCCUGUCCGUUCGAUGGGUCGAAGUCAGUCCAAGCUCAUCCUUUCAGAGCAGAAGUCCUUUGUUUCCUUGUUUCUGGAAAAGCCAGCCUGACCCAGUCUGUGCUAGCUUCCCCCCCCCCACCCCGAGGGUGUGGAACUUCUCUGAAGCGGAUCGGUCCCCGAGGGUGUGUCUACAUUGCAUUGUAAACCUGGGCUUGUGGGUUCGGUGUUUCCAAGCGCGUGCUCGAGUGUCCACACUGCAUUGGAAGCCUGGGUUUACAAUGCUGGACCUGGGUCUCACAGUAGUGCUAACAUGUCCAUACUGCCCUGUGCAGACCUUCUGACUAGCGUCUGUGGCUUGACCCGUGUCCACACUGCACAAUGACAGGGCUUGGACCCAAGUCUCAGCAGGACUCAAGCUCUGACCCAUCCUCCUAGCAGCAUCCUAGGACCCAGGCCCUGAAUGUUUGCUUCGCUGAGUCAGACUGACCUGUGUGCACACAGAAGGGGGCCUUGGGCUCAGACGUGAGUCAGAGCCCAGGCGUAGGGUGCAGUGUAGACAUAGAUGGUGAGUUGCUUUGCUUUACUUCCCUCCCCCCCUGCCCUCCAUUUUUGGUUCCUGGAGGAGCUGGCAUAACCCUCCCCUGUGGAGUUAUGUAAAAUUCCUGGCCCACAGUGAUACAUAAACUUAAUAUAGGAUGGUCCCCAAAAUAUUGAUAGAGUGUGUUAUCUAAGACUGGCCUGCAGAGAGCAUCCCAGUGAUUCACUGGCUUGGGGAACAUGGGUCCUGGGUUCAAUUCUCAGCUCUAUCACUGAAUCAUAGCGUGACCGUGGGUAGGUCACUUCAUUGCUUUGUGUCUCAGUUUCCCCUUUGAAAAAUAGGGAUGACGAUGAUGAUAUUCCCACUUCCAGUAGUGCUAUGAGUAUAACUCGAAAAAUACUUGGGAGUCAGAUAUGACAGUGCUGGGUGCAGUAUGAUACCUAGA